This is a messenger RNA of Triticum aestivum (bread wheat), 1111 nucleotides long. RefSeq names its product dehydration-responsive element-binding protein 1C. The transcript has a single exon. Gene Ontology annotation, molecular function: DNA binding; DNA-binding transcription factor activity. The coding region runs from base 159 to 818 and encodes 219 amino acids. Gene Ontology annotation, biological process: regulation of DNA-templated transcription. The record is from RefSeq and is a predicted model, not a curated record. Lineage: Eukaryota; Viridiplantae; Streptophyta; Magnoliopsida; Poales; Poaceae.
GAAUCCUAUAUACACAUCCCCAUCUCCUCACUCCCAUCUCAAGGCUCAUCCACACAAACACCCAACCAACAUCACCUCACUCACCAGUCACCACCAUUGCCGCGCUGCAGAGCAGAUCGACCCAUCGGCACCGGCUAGACACCACCUCGUGCAACACCAUGGACCAGUACAGCUACGGCGGCGGCGACGGCGACCAGGCCGGCCAGGGCGGGUACGCGACGGUGACGUCGGCGCCGCCCAAGCGGCCGGCGGGGCGGACCAAGUUCCGGGAGACGCGCCACCCGGUGUACCGCGGCGUGCGCCGGCGCGGCGCGGCCGGGCGGUGGGUCUGCGAGGUGCGCGAGCCCAACAAGAAGUCCCGCAUCUGGCUCGGCACCUUCGCCAGCCCCGAGGCCGCCGCCCGCGCCCACGACGUCGCCGCGCUGGCCCUGCGCGGCCGCGCCGCCUGCCUCAACUUCGCCGACUCGGCCACGCUGCUCGCCGUCGACCCCGCCACGCUCCGCACCCCCGACGACAUCCGCGCCGCCGCCAUCGCGCUCGCCGAGACCGCCUGCCCCGCCGCGCCCGUGGCCGCCGAGGCGUCCGCGCCGGCGCCCGCGAUGAUGGCGAUGAUGCAAGAGCCCUCGGCGGUGGAGUAUGACGACUACCCGAUGCAGUACGGCGGCAUUGGGGACUUCGACCAGCAUUCGUACUACUACGACGGGUUGAGCGCCGGCGGCGGCGACUGGCAGAGCAGCUCGCACAUGGACGGAGCCGACGACGACUCAAACUGCGGCGGUGGGUACGGCGCCGGCGAGGUCCCACUUUGGAGCUACUGAUCGAGCUUCUCGAUUGGGCCAUUCUUCAUCUCGAUUGGCUUGCUCCGAUGGGGCUGCUGUACAACAUCAGCGUAGGAUAAAGAAGAAGAAGCAGAGUUAGUCGGGAGCUUCAGUUCUGAAGUAGUAGUAGUAGUAUUUAUGUGUUCGUAAAGCAGAGAGAGAACGGGAAUGCAAAUUGCAUCAGCCUGUUUCCCUCCUUAUUUUUUUUCAUUUUUUGAUAAUUCUUUUGUUGGCUGGAAAUUUUGUAACAUGUGUUGGAGUAGAGUAAUAAGAGACGAACUCUGCUUUAUUAA